UAAAAGCAUCAGUGUCGCAGAAACGAUGGACAGUAGUGUUCGACGGCGACAGAUGAGAAAAAAAUCGGCGCGAUAGUUAACAAAACGCCAACGUCGGACUACAAACAACAAUUGCAAAUACGAGAAAGAAUGGCGUACCUGAAACUUUACCUUGCUCUGCUCUUGGCCGUUGCAAUCGGCGUGGCAGUUGCAAAACCGGGAUACUUGGGUGGAUAUGGCUAUGGAUAUAGGUUCCCAUUCUACGGUGGCUACGGCGGCUACGGUGGCUACGGUGGCUACGGUGGCUACGGCGGCUACGGCGGCUACGGCGGUUUGUAUGGACAUGGAUAUGGUCAUGGAUAUGGACAUGGAUUUGGCUACGGCGGAUACGGAUAUCCGUUCUACGGUGGCUAUGGUCAUUACCAUGGUUAAGAUGGACACAAAACAACGGCCUUCUUCUGGAUUUUCUUUAAAAUACCAUAUGAAGAAUGAGCUUAAUUAAAAAAUGAUAUAUGUUUUCUCUCUAUUGUAUCCUUUUGUCGCCAAGAUUGAUCCAACGUGAGAAGAACAUAUUCAUGUAACGCUUGUGUCAAAUUGUGCACGCAAUAUGUCUACGACAAAAUUCUUUAAAAACAACGAUAAAGUUUCUUAAAGAAAUUAUAAAAGUCACACAAUGUUGCAAGAUA
Vollenhovia emeryi is the source of this 665-nucleotide messenger RNA. Its product is annotated as neuropeptide-like protein 31. Bases 130 to 411 code for a protein of 93 amino acids. The transcript has 3 exons. The record is from RefSeq and is a predicted model, not a curated record. NCBI's taxonomy places the organism in Eukaryota, Metazoa, Arthropoda, Insecta, Hymenoptera, Formicidae.